Quercus robur (English oak) is the source of this 519-nucleotide messenger RNA. RefSeq lists its product as uncharacterized. The record is from RefSeq and is a predicted model, not a curated record. Lineage: Eukaryota; Viridiplantae; Streptophyta; Magnoliopsida; Fagales; Fagaceae. Gene Ontology annotation, molecular function: RNA-DNA hybrid ribonuclease activity; nucleic acid binding. Bases 1 to 519 code for a protein of 172 amino acids. The transcript has a single exon.
AUGCCUCACUCUAUUUCUUGGCCCAUAUGGAAGCCUCCACCAUGGCCAAAACUCAAAGUUAAUUUCGACGGAGCCGUGUUUAGGGAGAAUCAACGCGCCAGGGUGGGAGUCAUUGUCCGUGAUGCAGUGGGCAGGGUGUGUGCAUCUAUGGCAGAGAGCUUUCAUCUUCCAUUCUCUGUUUUUGCAGUAGAGGUGUUAGCAGCAAAAAAAGCCCUUCAGCUCGCCAAAGAUCUCGGGUUCCAUUCAAUCAUCCUGGAGGGUGACUCGAAGAUGGCCAUUGACGGUCUGCUAAGCAAGAAUUCUUCCCUGAACGAGUAUGGUCAUCUGAUGAGUGAAGCUAAAGAGGUGGCAGACCAAAUGGAUUUAGUGGAGUUUCAGUUCGUGCCAAGACAAGCGAACAAAGCAACUCAUAACAUUGCUAGACAUGCGAGACAUGUUAGCGAGUUUACGGUGUGGAUGGAGGAUGUUCCUCCACACCUUGUUUUUGUAAUUCAAGCCAAUUUGGCUAUUCAUCAAUAA